AUGACUGCACCACCUGGUAUUGGAGCUGUUCGACAGGCAACUCAACGAAUCGAAGGUCUUGACAUGACGGAAGAUCAGCAACGUCGUGGUACAGAAUACAUUCCAUGGUAUUCUGGACAGAAUAAAUUUGCAACACAAGCUGGUAGUGGAGGAUUUUUGAAAGUUCGAGAUGUCAUAGUUCACUCUAAGGCAAGUUUAUUUCGAGAUUAUUGGGCCCAAUGUAAAUUCAGACCCUGA
Messenger RNA from Haemonchus placei, 237 nucleotides. Lineage: Eukaryota; Metazoa; Nematoda; Chromadorea; Rhabditida; Trichostrongylidae. The record is from the annotation of a GenBank genome assembly.